CCUCCUCCUCCUCCUCCUCCUGCCGUGCCACAGGAUCCUCCCGCCGCCAAGAUGCUGCACAAGAGCUCCACCUUCAGUUCCUUCACCUCCGGGACGGCCAAGAUCGGCUCUUGGUUCAGCCACAUCGGCGACCGUCGCAGGAAGACCUCAGCCAACUCCGUCCUCAAAACCUCCAAGUCCCUCCAGUUAGGUGUGGUGCACGAGGUACCAAGGAUAGGGAGUGAUGGCGAGAGCGAAGAAGCUUCGGGAGCCAGCGAUGAGGUCACCUCUCCUGUCAACGUCAAACUCAGGCAGAAAAAUCGGCGUAUCACACAAGAGGAUAUCAACAAACGCUUAUCGCUGCCGGCGGACCUGCGGGUGCCCGACGCCUUCCUCCAGAAGACGGCCAUCAGCCCCGACGGACCUCUCAGCAGGGCCUCGCGGAGACAAUCCCUCUCGGAGAUCGGCUUUGGGCGCAUGGAAACCUACACCAAGCUCGAUAAGUUAGGAGAGGGUACAUAUGCAACUGUGUACAAAGGACGGUCCCGACUAACAGACGCGUUAGUAGCCCUGAAAGAAAUUCGUCUGGAGCAUGAGGAAGGUGCACCAUGUACAGCCAUCAGGGAAGUGUCACUUCUCAAGGAACUUAAACAUGCAAAUAUUGUGACGUUACAUGAUAUUGUUCAUACAGACAAGAGUUUAACUCUUGUAUUUGAAUAUUUAGACCGGGAUCUCAAACAGUAUAUGGAUGAAUGUGGAGCACAACUAUCAAUGAAUAAUGUUAAGAUCUUCCUGUUCCAACUGCUUCGAGGGUUAGCCUAUUGUCACCAGCGGCGAGUUCUUCACCGAGACCUCAAGCCUCAGAACCUUCUCAUCAAUGACAAGGGAGAACUCAAGCUGGCAGACUUUGGCUUGGCACGUGCCAAGUCAGUGCCAACCAAGACGUACAGUAACGAAGUAGUGACGUUGUGGUAUCGGCCUCCGGAUGUACUACUAGGCUCAACAGAAUAUUCAACACAAAUUGAUAUGUGGGGAGUUGGAUGCAUCAUGUACGAGAUGAUCAGCGGACGACCACUCUUCCCAGGUGCCACAGUCGAAGAUGAGCUCCACCUAAUAUUCCGAACCUUGGGCACCCCUACAGAAGCCACCUGGCCUGGCAUUAGCACCAAUGAAGAUUUCAAUCAGUAUUCUUUCUCGUCUUAUACUGGAGAACCCUUGCUAGCCCGAGCACCAAGACUUGCCCAUGAUUCAGCUGUCGGACUUUUAACGAAGUUCCUCUUGUAUGAAGCUAAGAAGAGGAUUUCUGCAGCAGCAGCACUAAAACACUCAUUCUUCGAGUCUUUAGGUCACACAGUUCACACUCUCAAAGACCAGGAUUCCAUCUUCUCGUGUCCAGGAGUGAUGCUAACACGCGACCACAACUACAAAGUAACGAAUGGCAGUCAGGCCAAGACGCGGCGCCAGAGUAUGCACUUCUGAGCCCUGCCCAAGAUUCCUUCCCAUCAGUUUUGGUUUAAGACCCAGUCUGAAGACAGUCAAUCACAAAAGAAAUAGCAAGGGUCUUGACGGAGUAACCUUGGAAAGAAGCUGGUCAAGAAAAGGGCUGUUUGUGCGAUGUAAAUUUUGAUGGAAAUGUACUAUAACCAUUCCUGAAGAAACACUAAAUGAUGUCAUGGAUUCCUCAGCAACCAGGAAGCUCUGCGUACAUUUGAAACACCUUGCUGUCUAUUGUAACUCAAGUUGAUCAGGAACGCUUCCAUUGUCACUGGCAAUGGAGUGAUGCUUCUAUCAUACAAGUCCCUUUUUUCUUUUGUUUUGAUAAGGUGAUUUUUUGGAGGGCAUAGGUGUGUUUACGACUGUGUCAAGUAAUAUGUAUCUUUGCCAGUUUAGACAGGGUUUCUAGAACCUUUAGUUGUAAUAGUGUAAUAUUUCAAUCAUGUUUAGAAAUUCAAUCUCUCAACUUCUAUUCUGUUAGAUAUUAAUCAAAACACACUCUGCAAAAUUUAGCGUAGUUUCAUCAGGUAUACCUAUGGUUCUCAAAUUAAUCACCUUGCCAUAAAGUUGGUCAUAAAAGUAUAAAAGGUAGUUAUCUGCUGGUCAGAAUUGCAACUGCCACUUCCAUAGUAAUGGACUCUUCACUUGGAGGAAGAGGCUUUCCAGUAUACCGUAUGACCAAACUCCUGAUCAUAUUAGGUUUUGCUCUACAGGAUAUCUGCAUAGAUGCAGUUUUACUGAACUCUGUGAUGAUUCGCUCAAUAUUACUUGAAAAUUUAACAUUGUAAUGGCUACCUGUUCCAAUUGUAUGAAGGAAAAAAAUUUAAAGAUAGAAAUCAUUGACUUUCUAAUGUGGAUGAUGACAUAUCAUAGAGAAGAAUGAAUGCCAAUGAAAAGGCUGGUGGAAAUACAGGCUUGCGAAUGGAGAACAAGAAAGGUUUAUCAGUGUUGAGCAUAUUACAGGGAUAUAGAUCUCCUCAUCGAUUCUGAAGCAGGAAAUCUGUGAUUGGGUUACAUAAAAGGCAAGUUACAAUUGUGCCCCAUUACUCUCUAGCUUCCCAUCUCUUGUUUUAACUAUGUGCAAUGUAUUGUACUUCAUUUCAUAGAGUUGGAUACUUUUGCAGUUUCUGUGCAGAGUAUCUCUCAUUUUUUUCAUUUUGUAUGGUUGCCAUAUAGGCUCUUCCUAAGUAGUUAUUAAUAUGUUAAAGAUUAUGUGAUAUAAAACUUAAUAAUUUUUUGAAGUUCAUGGUUAUAUGACACCUCUACAUUUAUUUUGAUACAUGAUACUCUAUCCUAAUACAGAAACUUUUCACCCAACAUUUUCUUGCUGAAAAUUCCAGUUCAGUAGAUUGUUUUGUACCUGAUGAAAUCUCAAUGUUUGUACCGGUGAGGUGGUACACAAACCUCUCCCUGGUUGUCAUCAGGCACACCUCACUUGCAAUAACUCUUGGGUUGUUUUAGUUACAUGGAAGUUUGGGUCAAGUUGUGAUGAAGAGGAACCCCGUAAAGACUGCACAUUCUUUCUUGGGGAAUUUAGUACUUCUGUAACUCAUAGAAAGGAAAUGUUUUUGCUGGGGAGUAUCUCAUUCUACAACUCAUGACAGUAAGAAAUGAUUCUACUACAUCAACUUGAUGGAGAAGAGGGUGUCCUCUUAAUACCGAUGACUUUAAAUAACCCACAAGCAUUCCAGUCUAUUAUUCUAUAUUUUUCUUUCUUUGAGUAAAUGAAUUCCUUAAUACACACAAAGCAUUUAAUUCACCCUGUUUUUAGGAGUCAUUGCAAGUAUCGUUCAGUAUUUCUGGAGAGGUAUAUAUCAUGUUUUAAUCUUGUUAAUGUAUUUUUUCUUAAGCUAGAAUACAUGAAAUCUGACUUAAGCAAAGUUUGAGCCAACCUCUCCUUUUAACAUUCCUUAUGUGAUACAAUCCAAUAUUUGAAUAAAACAAUUGUGCUUUAUAUUUUUUUCCAAUUUGGGGAGCAAUUCACAGCCAUGAAAUCUGGUCUUGUUUGAUCAGAUCAGGGAGUCUAAGCCAAAGCAGUAGUUUAUAACCUGCUGUUUACUUUCUAUAGGAGGUUGAGCUACUUCAGAGGGUCAAAUGUACUGAUGAAAUAAAAUUAUGCUCUCUCUUUAUUUGAGGGAAUGAUUGACUCGAUCCAAAAUUGUGCAAGAUGUGUAAAGAAUUUCACCGAACAAAGAAAAACCUAACUAUUAAUUUGCCAUGUAUAUUUAGAACCGAACCGAUUCUAUUUUUGAACAGGUGUCAACUAUGACUAUAAUGUAUAUUUUCAACUAUUUCUAUCAUAGGUUGAAGAACAGCAUGACAUUGUGUCAAUGAUGUGUCCAAAAUGAUUAAAGAAAAUAAAACAUUA
Messenger RNA from Penaeus monodon (black tiger shrimp), 3841 nucleotides. RefSeq names its product cyclin-dependent kinase 18-like. NCBI's taxonomy places the organism in Eukaryota, Metazoa, Arthropoda, Malacostraca, Decapoda, Penaeidae. Gene Ontology annotation, molecular function: protein kinase activity; ATP binding. Gene Ontology annotation, cellular component: nucleus; cytoplasm. Gene Ontology annotation, biological process: protein phosphorylation. The record is from RefSeq and is a predicted model, not a curated record.